This is a messenger RNA of Ilex paraguariensis (yerba mate), 981 nucleotides long. The record is from the annotation of a GenBank genome assembly. Lineage: Eukaryota; Viridiplantae; Streptophyta; Magnoliopsida; Aquifoliales; Aquifoliaceae.
UGGCUUCAACGUCCAGUAAUAUUCUCCCAGGUAGCCUCCACGCGCCUGUCACUGAGCCUAUAAGUCAUUGCACGUACUCGGCACAACCGUUUCAAAACCCCAUGUAUAAAACAACCCCAUUCCACACCACCCCUCCUCACUCUGUCUCUCGAACCCACCCAAAUUCCAAUGAGCUUCAACCGCUUCUACGAAACCUGGUUCGACCAAUUGCACCACAUGGUGCACCAACUCACUCAAGCUCGGAAACCACCCACCACCCAAGAAUACAACCACGACCUCCAUCAACUCGUCAACACAGUCACCUCCCACUACGCGGAGUACUACCGUGUGAAGUCACUCGCCGCCAAGAACGACGUCCUCUCCGUCUUCUCUGCGCCGUGGUCCACCUCCCUCGAGCGGUCCCUCCAUUGGAUCGCUGGUUGGCGCCCCACCACCGCGUUCCACCUCAUAUACACCGAGUCUAGCAUCUUCUUCGAGUCCCACGUCGUCGACAUUCUCCGUGGCCUCCGCACCGGCGACCUCGGUGAUCUCACCCCUGGCCAGUUCCACCGUGUCAGCGAGCUCCAAUGCCAGACGGUGCAAGAAGAGAAUGCUAUCACCGAUGAAUUGUCGGACUGGCAGGAUGGUGCAGGUGAUCUCUUUAGGGUUUGUGCGGAUCUGGAGGAGAAGAUGGAACGGCUGGUGGUGAUUUUGGAGAAGGCGGAUGCUCUGAGGCUGAAGACUAUAGGGAGAGUGGUGGAGCUGCUGACGCCACAACAGUCGGUGGAGUUCUUUAUCGCCGCCGCGCAUCUGCAGUUUGGGAUCCGCGGGUGGGGAACCAACCAAGACCUUCGACGCGGAAAUGCGUAAACUUGACUGUAUUUUCAUGGAGGAGAUCGAUCAUUAGGGUUUUUGUUUUGGCAAGUUACAAAAGGAGGUGUAUCAUCUCUAAUUUGGUUGUAACUUGUUGCAUGGUUGUUUCGAAUAAGUGCAAUGUUAUUU